This is a messenger RNA of Acinonyx jubatus (cheetah), 1454 nucleotides long. RefSeq names its product coiled-coil domain containing 54 (gene CCDC54). The record is from RefSeq and is a predicted model, not a curated record. Lineage: Eukaryota; Metazoa; Chordata; Mammalia; Carnivora; Felidae.
AUGUACAAACUUUAAACCAAAAGGGUAAAAGCUGCUGCUGGGCAGAUGUGGACUUCAAAUCUCUCCAAGAUCCAACAAGCUCUUAAAAAUGUUUACCAUAAAUGUAAGAACAACCCAGAUUCAACUAGACAUCCAACUAUGACUUCCUAUGGUUGUGACCAAGAUGACAUGAGUACUGAUGAAGAAAUGAAUCUUAUAGUAAUGCUCCAAGAUAUUAAAACUGCCCAAAUUGAACUCCUCAGUCAAAUGACUGACAUUCUCAGUGUGGUAUCCAAAAUGCAGGAAAAUACUGACUUUUAUCAGAAGCAGAUGGAGAUACUGGAAACCAGAAUGAAUGUUAAUGAAGACAAACAAUGUACAGUAACUAAAGAUAUCUUCUCUACGAAGAAACACAUUGAUGCUUUAAAGAAGAAGGUAACAGAACUGGAAAGCCAGAAUUGUUGCUCCAGCAUACAUUGUUUAGAAGUUCUGGAAGGAGAACUUCUGGGUAAAGAGAUCGUAGAACAACUUCACAAACUACAACCAGAAACUUUGAAGAACACAUUGGCUUCUACACAUGACAGAAUCUCUUCAGCAGAACCAGAAAAAGUGCCCAGUUGUCCUGAGCCCACUGAUCAUUUUGAGAAGAAAACAAUUUCCUCCAAAACUAAAACUCCGAACAAAAGUAACGACCAAAAUGCAUUAAGAAGCCUUAGAAAACCAAAGUCAAAUAUUUAUAUUUAUCCAGACUUUAGUACAUGGAUCAAGCUAACUUUUGUCCAUGAAGGAAAGUGGAGAUUUUUCCUCAAAGCUACCAAGUUACAGGAAUUCAUCCAGGGGCUUCUUUCUAAGCCAACCAUCCCUCCUGAGGAACCACAACUCAUAACCCAGAGAUAUUGUCCCUUCACUGGGCCUCUUGCGAGUUUGAUGGCAUUCUGUCUCUCUGUUUUCAACUACGUUUAUUGUCUUUUUGGUUUCUCAAAAGAGGAAGUAACUCGACUAUAGAGUCAUUUUCUGCUUUGUUUGGCACAAAAUAAAUGUAACUUGGUUGUUCCAAGCAUUGACACAUCUUUGCAGUGGUUGUGAACUCCUUGGCAGUUUGUUCACUGUAGGCUUACGGCCUAUGAAGUUUUUAUGUGUCUUAGGCAAGAUAUAUCAUCCCAUUGGACAAUUGUGAUGCAUUUUCUAUCAGUGUUCUUGUUUUCUCACAGGCAAGUCAUGAGGACUCACCCAGUGCCUGUGUUAUAGAUCAUUGGAAGGAAAGAAUAAAGAAGUCAAGGGAAUAAAGAGCACAUUUGGUAGUCCCCACAUCAGUUUUCUAUAUCCUCUUGUCUUAGUGGCCUUUGUAGAUAAGAUCUGUAAUACCAGAGACAGACUCCACUAACAAAAUUUUAAACAGCAUGCAAUGGAAAAGAUAGCCACUAACAAAGCUACUAAAGUUAGAAUUAUAAAAAUAAAGGGCACUGAAAGAACAA